AUUAUAAGAAGGAACAUGGGAGGAGGGGGACGCAGGUGGGGGCACGGGGAGCUGCAUUGGCGGGUUGAGGACAACUACAGCUUGGCCCGAUUUGCUCGGCAGUUGUGUAUAGAAUUCGUUGCAAGAUGUUGGCUGCCCGUGCACCUGUCGGCGUCUCGCGCUGUUUGAACUCGCGGCGACAUGCACGCCUUUCCGCUGCGCCUGUUCCCGGCCGGCUCAAUUUGUCGCAUGCCGUUACGCUGGUGAAGGAAACAGCUGAGCAACGUGCUUCCAUCGCCUGUAGAGCAGCACAGCAGGACGAGGCUCCGCCUGCGCCUGCACCGACACUUGUGGGCGAGGACUCGGCAGCGUUUGACCUCGCCAAGCAGAGCCCCAAAUCAUGGGCCUUGUUUGUGGUGCUGCUGAGCACGGUUCUGGGCGCGCUUUACGUGGUCUGGAUCCAGCCCGGCACCGGUCUUGCUGACGACUUCCUCGGCGCUCUGGAGUCGCUGGCCGGCAGCAGCGAGGCCACGAUGGCGCUCAUCCUGCUGGUGUUCGCCAUCGCCCACAGCGGCCUAGCGGGCCUCCGCCCCAAGGGCGAGGAGCUGGUCGGCCCUCGCGCCUACCGCGUGGUGUUUGCGCUAGUGUCGCUGCCGCUGGCGCUGCUGGCCAUCGUGUUCUUCAUCAACCACCGGUACGACGGCGUGCCGCUGUGGAACGUGCGCGACGUGCCGGGGGUUCACGAGCUGGUGUGGGUCAUCAACUUCAUCAGCUUCUGGUUCCUGUACCCCUCCACCUUCAACAUCCUGGAGGUGGCGGCAGUGGACAAGCCCAAGCUGCACCUGUGGGAGACCGGCAUCAUGCGCAUCAGCAGGCACCCGCAGAUGGUGGGCCAGGGGCUGUGGUGCCUGGCCCACACGCUAUGGGUGGGGACCAGCUUCAUGUGCGUGGCCAGCGCGGUCUCCGGAAAGCAGAACGGUGAAGCGCCGAACGUGUCGCCGAACGCCUUCGAGGCCGUCAAGGCGCGCACCUCGGUGGUUCCCUUCGCCGCGCUGGCGGACGGCCGGCAGCAGCCGCCCGAGGGCUGGUGGCGCACCGAGUUCGCGCGCGCGCCCUACCUGGCCGUCACCGCCCUCACCAUCGGCGCCUACUUCGCGCACCCGCUCAUGCAGGCCGCCUCCUACAGCCUCAAGUGGUAAACAGAGCGGCGGGAUGCCCUCAGGCCGACCGUGGGCGCAGCAGCCUCGGUGUCAGCUGGAUCGCAGUAUGGACGGUGGGGACAGACGGACCGUGGGGGCAGGGGCCUGAACACAGCGCGCGUCAAAUGGAUGGGUCGCAAUAUGUACGGAUGGACUGAUGAAGGCGCCCGGAAGGGCGGGGGAGGGGGAACGGCACGCCGCCUCCUGCCCUACAGGCCGGCGCGUGCCGUGGCGUGUGUGUAUUUUUGGGCGGCCGGCGGGUUUCAGAUUCGGGAGCGGGGCGAAGGGGAAUGGCCGGACGGGGGCGCGUGAGCAGCAGGCGCGGCCCAGGCGUGCGCGGGUGAUGCGUGCGCCGGUAUGCCGUGUGUGCCGGUGACUAGCACGCACACGCGGGCAAGAGGUGGUCGUGGUUGGAUUAAGUUUGUGUGCGUGUGUGUAUGUGCGCAUGUCCUUUCGCGGCGGCGCGGCUUUCCCCACUUGGAAACAAAGGUGGUAGGUCGUAGGUACAGCAUAGGAAUGCACGGCGGAAUGGGGCCAUGUGGAUUGUACCGUAAUGUGUGUACGGCACGUACGGGCAAGACGAACAGGCAGAUGGAAGAAAAGCAGUGCCGAGGGGAUUGCUGCUCUGGCUGGGGUCUCCUUGGGGUGGCGUGGUGCUGAUGUGCCCUGCGCCGUGGGCCCAUAGUGGGGGCCCCAUGUGUGUGUGUUUUGCUCGGUGAUGAUACCACCGACACGUAGCAGACCGGGAUUGCAGCCGCGCUGCCGCUGCGGGCCGUGGCCUUCGCACUUGGUUGCACGCCGCAUAUGCAACUUGCGCUACUGACUGCCUGCUCUCGUGCUGCCUGCAAGCCCACUCCGCCAUCCGCUC
Molecule: messenger RNA, 2046 nt
Organism: Chlamydomonas reinhardtii
Lineage: Eukaryota; Viridiplantae; Chlorophyta; Chlorophyceae; Chlamydomonadales; Chlamydomonadaceae
Exons: 9
Coding region: 126-1178 (350 amino acids)
Biological process (GO): carotene biosynthetic process
Cellular component (GO): chloroplast
Molecular function (GO): 9,15,9'-tri-cis-zeta-carotene isomerase activity
Source: RefSeq, a predicted model, not a curated record